AUGUAUCUACCAAUUCAUCUAUUUAUAUAUUUACCUAUGUAUCUAUAUGCGGAUCGGUGGCGUAUUUGUUUCCGGAAAAUCCCAAUGAUAUUAUCACUGGGAUUUGCCAUGCACGCAACAGAAAGAUUUUAUGACUUUCUAUUUCGCAAAUCGCGUGUACCAAUACAUUUUCAAACAUGGUUUUCGUCAGUCAAAUCAACAUUACCAUCGUCGGAUCAAUUAAUUGAAAUUAAGAUUUGGGAACUAGGACUUGUCACACGUUCUAUUGUUCCACCAUUGUCACGUUAA
Messenger RNA from Rotaria socialis, 288 nucleotides. The record is from the annotation of a GenBank genome assembly. NCBI's taxonomy places the organism in Eukaryota, Metazoa, Rotifera, Eurotatoria, Philodinida, Philodinidae.